This is a messenger RNA of Tachyglossus aculeatus (Australian echidna), 951 nucleotides long. RefSeq names its product olfactory receptor 5V1-like. The record is from RefSeq and is a predicted model, not a curated record. NCBI's taxonomy places the organism in Eukaryota, Metazoa, Chordata, Mammalia, Monotremata, Tachyglossidae. Gene Ontology annotation, biological process: G protein-coupled receptor signaling pathway. Gene Ontology annotation, molecular function: olfactory receptor activity; G protein-coupled receptor activity. The transcript has 2 exons. Gene Ontology annotation, cellular component: membrane. The coding region runs from base 1 to 951 and encodes 316 amino acids.
AUGGAGAACCAAACGGCCCUGAUGGAAUUCAUUCUUCUGGGAUUCUCCAAUCUUCUGGGGCUGCAGGUCUUGUUCUUUGUCAUUUUCCUGACCAUUUAUUUCUGCACACUCGUGUGGAAUGUCUUCAUCCUCUGGGUGACCUUAUUGGACACCAGACUUCACUCACCCAUGUAUUUUUUCCUGCGGAACCUGGCCCUUCUGGACCUCUGCUACACCACCACCAUAGUCCCCCAGAUGCUGGCCCAUCUCCUGGCCGAGAGGAAGAACAUCUCUUUUGCCCGCUGUACCACCCAGCUGUUUGCUUUCAUCUUCUUUGUGGGUGUGGAAUGCCUCCUGUUGGCAGGGAUGGCAUUUGACCGCUAUCUGGCGAUCUGCCAGCCCCUGCGGUAUUCCGUCGUGAUGGAAAGGGGUCUCUCCAUCCAGUUGGCAGCUGCGUCCUGGGCCGGGGGGCUGGUGAACUCGAUGGCGCACACGGCCCUGACCUUCCGCUUGCCCUUCUGCGGCAAUGACCUGAUCGACUAUUUCUUCUGCGACAUCCUCCCUCUGCUCCACCUCUCCUGCGGGGACACCUCUGUCAACGAACUUGUGCUUCUGUCCGUUGGGGUCCUCAUUGGCUGGAUCCCUUUCAUGGGGAUCAUCUUCUCCUACCUGUACAUCCUCGUCACCAUCUUGACGAUCCGCUCCUCUGAGGGGAGGCGCAAGGCCUUCUCCACCUGCGCUUCCCAUUUGACCAUUGUCUUGCUCUACUGUGGGAGUGCCAUCUUCACCUAUGUCCGCCCUAUCUCUGCCGACUCCCUGGACCAUGCCAGGCUGAUCUCUGUGGUCUACAGCAUGGUCACCCCCAUGCUCAACCCCAUCAUCUACACCCUGAGGAACAAGGACAUCAAAAUGGCUCUGAGAGCCUUGGGAGAGAGAUGGAUUCUGCCCCAAGCUGCCUCUCCUGCCAUGUGA